GCGCGCGCGUCCCUUGUAUGUGUGUAUGUACAGUACCUCCUGAUCGCAGGCAGAAGAGGGACGACUGAGUUCUUCAGUAUAUAUGCAAUUCAAGCGAGAGAAGAGCAUUGAACAUUAUUUUCCUUUGCCGGCUUGAUAUUCAUGUUGGCAGAAAGAAACGCGCGCGCUUAUCAAUUUCAGGAUUGGAAUCGCCGUAUCUUUUCGAGUCGCACGAUGGAUACAAUGCAAUCUUUUGUGUGACACGAAGAGAGAGAGGGAGAGAGUCUACGUUUUAUCUGACACUUGAACAUCUCGACCAGAGAUUUGUUCGGUUAUUCGACGUGUGAAACUAAUGUAUAUUAGUUCGUUGAACCUCCUGUGCUGUAAUUACAGUGCCAUACCUGGCCUGUGACAAUGCGGGAAAAGAAAGGUGGUGCUCUCAGUAGAGUGCAAAAAUUAAAAAAGCGCCUUAGUCACAGCUUUGGACGUCUUUCUAUAUCAAAAGAAGAGGCUGAUGAUGCAACAACGAGAGGUCAAUUGCCGUAUAAUGGUUAUUCGGAGGAGUUCCUAGACCGCUUAGAGCCAAAUGGCAAUAUACCUGCGGACAAAGAUCGUCGUUAUGUUUUCGGAAAUUGGACUGUCAUAGAAUGGACAGGUGUGGGCGACCAUGAGAGAGUGCAUCGACAGCUUUCGGUUUCUAGCGAUUCGAAGCUUCUCGAUGAAGAUAUACGAGAGGAAGCUAGGGUAAUUCUGCGGCCCCGACGCCCACCGCGGCCCAAAUCUGAAGUUUUCCUUGGUCCAGAACCUAGAAGAACUAAAAGAUUUUCCGCUUUUGGGGGAGAUUCGCCAUUCGGUAAAUCCGAAGCUUAUAUAAAAUUGGAGCAGUUAGGAGAGGGAUCAUAUGCCACAGUGUUCAAAGGCUAUAGCCAUCUCACUAAUCAAGUGGUGGCUCUUAAAGAAAUUAGACUGCAAGAGGAGGAAGGAGCUCCGUUUACUGCCAUUCGCGAGGCAAGUCUCCUCAAAGAGUUAAAACAUAGCAAUAUCGUGACUUUACACGAUAUCAUUCAUACCCGCGAGACGCUCACCUUUGUGUUUGAAUACGUUCAUACCGAUCUAUCCCAAUAUAUGGAGAGGUAUUUCGGGAACGGAGGAUUGGAUCCCCGUAAUGUUAAAUUGUUUCUUUUUCAACUGUUGAGAGGACUGGCAUACUGUCACCGCAGGAGGGUUCUGCACAGAGAUGUAAAGCCACAGAAUUUAUUAAUCAGCGAGAUAGGAGAACUUAAAUUGGCAGAUUUUGGGCUAGCAAGGGCCAAAUCCGUGCCAUCGCAUACAUACUCACACGAAGUCGUGACCUUAUGGUAUAGACCGCCCGACGUUCUUUUAGGUUCCACAGAGUAUUCCACCUCGCUUGAUAUGUGGGGAGUAGGUUGCAUAUUUGUGGAAAUGUUAACUGGUGAACCGACAUUCCCAGGUGUACGCUGUACGUACGACCAACUUGAUAAGAUAUUUAAAGUACUGGGCACACCUACCGAGGAGACUUGGCCAGGUGUCACGCAUCUGCCCGGGUAUAAAGCACAUAGACUGAUAUUUUAUCCGCCGCGGAAACUGGGACUCUCGUUUCCUCGGCUGUAUGAUAUCGCCGAGGGCGAUAGUAUGGCGUCAUCGCUCCUACAACUGAAUCCCGAUCAACGGAUAGGUGCGGAGGAAGCGUUACGUCAUCCCUAUUUCGCCUCUCUUCCUAGGAAAUUAUAUGAAUUACCUGAUGAAGUGUCGAUAUUCAGCGUAGAAGGUUGUCACUUGUAUACAAACUCGAGGCACGGGUGCGCGGAUUCGCGUCACACGACUCUUAAGACUUGAGGUUAAAGCAAACGUUAAAUGAGUAAAUUAUAAGUAAAUUCGCAAUUUACACAUUGAGUGAAAUAUUCAUUCUCAUGAGAUUCAUAUGUGUCUGUGAAUACACUCACAUACACACACACACACACAACACACAACAAUACAUAUACAGAUAUACAGAUACACAGGCGCACAUGCACUAUUCCCAGAUGCGUUGUUCGCUCUCUCUCAGGGCUGCUCCAUGAUUUCCGCCACUAUUCUUUUCACACACAUGCAAUAAUAAUAUUCUUUUCUCCUUCUUUUCUGAGAAUAUACGUAUCGAGUAAAUUAAUUAUUAACGAAGAUAAAUCGUAAUUCUGGUCAAGGAAACAAGAAAGUAAAGCUUACGACUACAAAUAAAAAAAAAAGAGAUUAUAAGAACUUGCGCACGCUCGAUUUAGGAAGCAAAAGCACGCACGACCCAUCCUCGCACUUCGUCCAAAUACUAGAUUUAGAUCAAUACCAAUCAAAAAGAAAGAUACCAUACCGCCGCCCUGCGUCUCCCCGAUCCCAGCCCAAGCCAAGUAGGGCGGACGGUCGCUGGUUAGCAAAACUAUUUACGAAGUAAUUACUACUUAUCUUAGAAAAAUUAUGGAAGACCUGUAGCACUUUAUAUAAACGAAUUUUACUGCUGUUUCGAAUACGAUGUUGGUCGCUAGGACAGUUGAGAAUAUUGAUAGAUAAGAUAGGGAAUCGUUGUUUGAAUUAAAUUUAUUGUUAGCCGUGAUGAUAGCACGUAAGGUAUAGAAGUUUAGGGGGAUCAAAAACAGCGCAUCAGUAUUAAUCAAGUGCCAUAGUAGCCAACAUCGCGAGAUGCAGUGAGAGAAACUAAUUGAACGCUCAUCGUUAAUAAUACCCGAUUGUAGUAAUUUAGACGUAAGUGAUUAGCAUUAGAUUGUAUUUAAUAUCACAAUCGAAGUUUAUCGAUAAUGUUGCAACGUAGCGUAAAUGAUAGCAAAUUGAGACAAAAAGAGAGAGUGAAUGAGAAAGAAAGAGAAAUGAAGUAGUGAUUUUAGACUUGUCGAAAUUUUAUUUGUUCAAUUUGCUUUUAAUUAUUAUUGACAUUAGCCAAAUAUGGUGCUCGAGCUGUAAACUGUGACAUGUACAAUCGACCUCAUACUCGUGAUAUAAAAUAAAAUAUAUUUAACGAGUAUCCGUUCGAUUUAAAAAAAAACUACCGGAUAUAAAAUAGCGUUGGCAAUAGUAGAAAUAGGAAAAUGUAAAGAAGAAAAAAAACGGCGUUACAGUUCUUCCAAAUUUUGUCUAAGCUACAAUUGACGAUUUUUGCGGUAAAUAUUACUCCUUUUCGUAGGUUACAUUUAUACCGAUUUUUCAGCACACUUAUUAAAAAAAGAAAAAUAUAUCAACGAGGUGAAAGUAAAAGAAGGGAGAAGGAGUUUCGAAAAGAUUUGAAAGACGCUAUUAUUAUUACUACCGAUUAUUGCGUUUAUUUCGGUAGAUUGUAUAUAGAAUUACCAGAUUCGUAUUAUCGAUGAUGCUGAGAUAGCUAAAUCGAGAUAAUAAAUGUGACUUUGUAAGAAA
Acromyrmex echinatior (Panamanian leafcutter ant) is the source of this 3393-nucleotide messenger RNA. RefSeq names its product cyclin dependent kinase Eip63E (gene Eip63E). NCBI's taxonomy places the organism in Eukaryota, Metazoa, Arthropoda, Insecta, Hymenoptera, Formicidae. Gene Ontology annotation, biological process: protein phosphorylation. Gene Ontology annotation, molecular function: cyclin-dependent protein serine/threonine kinase activity; ATP binding. The record is from RefSeq and is a predicted model, not a curated record. Gene Ontology annotation, cellular component: cytoplasm; nucleus.